AGAUGUCCCAUGAGAACAGUGGAAAAUAAUGAUCCUAGUGACUCUCCGUUAAGGAGAGCUUGCUACCCAGCUCAGCUUUAGGCGAUGCAAUGCCAGUGUCACAUUCUUGUGAAGCCAUUCCCUAUAAUUCCUAUUCAAUGAAUAUAUCAAAGAUUCAAAGUAAAACCUGUCAUUCAACCUUGAAACCUCCACUGGGUUUGGAAGCACCAUAAUGGCAGGAUCUUCUUCAGAUGCUCAAAAUCCUUUAAACUGUCCAAUCUGUCUGGAUAUACUUAAGGAUCCAGUGACUACAUCUUGUGGGCACAGUUUCUGUAUGGGCUGUAUUAUGAAGUACUGGAAUAGCGAAUGUCAGAGAGGAGUUUACAGCUGUCCCAACUGCAGGAAGACAUUCAAUCAAAAACCAAAUCUGAGCAGAAGCACUGUGCUGGUAGAACUUGUACAGGAAAUGAAGGACGUUCCACAAGCAGGGCCUAAAGACAUGAAGUGCGAUGUCUGCAAAGGAAGAAAACUAAAAGCCAUCAAAUCUUGUUUGGUGUGUUUGGCUUCUUACUGCCAAAUUCACCUUCAUCCUCAUUAUGAGUCUGAUGCAUUUAAGAAUCACAAUCUGGUAAAUGCUUUCCCACAGCUGAAGCAGCAGAUCUGCUCUCAACAUCAUAAAGCACUGGAGAUUUACUGUCAUGAUGAUGGGCGAUGUAUUUGUGUACUCUGUCUGGGGGAUCACAUUGGACAUAGAACAGUCUCAGCUGCAGCUGAAAUGGCACAAAAACAGAAGGAACUCAAAUCAAAAAAGAGUUUGGAAAUUAUCCAGAAAAUCAAGGAUAUAGAGAAGAAUGUGCAGGAGUUAAAGAAGGCUGUGGACUCUCACAAGCGCUCUGCUCAGGCAGCAUUGGAGCACAGUGAGCGGAUCUUUAAGGAGCUGAUCCGUUCCAUACAUAAAAAACAAAGUGAGGUAAGAGUGCUGAUCAGAGCUCAAGAGAAGAAAGAAGUAGAACAGGCUGAGAAUCACAUAAGGAGUCUGGAGCAGCAGAUUGGUAAUCUGAAGAAGGACAACGAUCUAUUGGAGCAGGUUUUACACACAGAGGAUCACAUUUAUUUCUUCCAGAAUUACUCUUCCAGUUCUGGAUUGCUGGUGCCCGUAACCGUGCCCAAGGCUGUUAAUGGCCUCCUGACAUUUAAGAAUGUAGAAAACUAUUUCUCAGAGCUGAAAAGCCAACUGAAUCAAGUUUUUAAAGAGCACAUGGUCAAAAUAUCAAGAAAAGUUGCUGAGGUCCAAAUUUUCAAAGCCACCAUGUUUCAAAUGUCUGAACCUAUUUCGAUGACCUAUUUGGCUAGCCUGGCAAUUCAUUGGACUCACCUGGGAAUUCUGACAGAACUUUCAGUCAGAUUUUGGGUUUGCCUUUCUUUGACUUCCCGAUUGGAUAGCAAUCAGAUAUUAAAUCUGGUUUCGGCUUUUCAUAAAUAUGUAUUCACUGAUUUUGAACAACACAGUUAUAUAUGCAAGCUUUCUCUGUUGUUCAUAUGCAGUGCAUUCAGAAAGUAUUCAGAUCCUUAUGCUAAAAUGCUUCAAAGAUUUUAUACCCCAUAAUGACAAAGACAAAAACCAGAAUUUUGAUAACUUUGCAAAUUUAUUAAAAAGAAAAAACUGAAAUAUCACAUUGACAAAGUAUUCAGACCCUUUGCUACGACACUUGAAAUUUAGCUCAGGUGCAUCCCAUUUCUCGGGUUCAUCUUUGAGAUUUUUCUACACUUCGAUUGGAGUCCACCUGUGGCAAAUUCAAUUGACUGGAUAUGAUUUGGAAAGGCAGACACCUGUCUAUAUAAUGUUCUUACAGCUGAAAAUGCAUAUCAGAGCAAAAACCAAGAGACUGAAUUGUGUUGAGGCACAGAUCUGGGGAAGGCUACAAAAAAAAAAAUAAAUAAAUAAAUAAAUAAAUAAAUAAAUAAAUUCGGCUGCAUUUGAGGUUCCCAUGAGCACAGUGGCCUCCAUGAUUCUUAAAUGGAAAAAGUCUGGAACAAAUAGGACUCUUCCUAGAUCUGGCUGCCCGGCCAAACUGAGCAAUCGGGGGAGAAGGUCCUUGGUAAGAGAGGUGACCAAGAACCCGAUGGUCACUCUGGUUGAGCUCCAGAGAUCAUGUGUGGAGAUGGUAGAAACUGGUAGACUCUCCUGAGUGCAAGAAAGCAAAAAAAGCACAUAAAGGACUCUCAGACUGUGUGAAACAAGAUUCUCUGGUCUGAUGAAAUGAAGAUUGAACUGUUUAGCCUCAAUUCCAAGCAUCAUGUCUGGAGGAAACCAGGCACUGCUCAUCACCUGCGUAAUACCAUCCCAACGGUGAAGCAUGGUGGUGGUAGCAUCAUGCUGUGGGGGUGUUUUUUAGCUGCAGGUACUGGGGGAUUGUUCAGGGUUGAAGGAAAGCUGAAUGCAGGAAUAUACAGAGAUACUCUUAAUAAAAACUUGGUUCAGAGCUCUCAGGACCUCAAACUGGGCCGAAGGUUCACCUUCCAACAUUACAAUGACCCUAAGCACACAGCCAAGACAACACAAGUGGCUUAGGGACAACUUUAAAAUUUAAACUCAAAAAUCUGGUUUUAGCUUUGUCAUUUAUGGCGUAUGGAGUGUAGAUUGAUGUGAAAAAAAUCAAAUCAAAUAAUUUAAAGCGUUUUAGCAUAAGGCUGCAACAACAAAAUGUGAAAAAAAAAAAAAAAAAAAAAAAUGAAGGGGUCUGAAUACUUUCUGAAUGCACUGUGUAUGUAUAUGUAUAUCAUAGUAUAAUUUUGCUUAAUCUCUAACUAAAGACAACAGUUAAGUUGUGAAAUAUGAAAUUUGUGCAGGAUUGGUGAUUUCUGCUACAUUGUACAAAUACUGAUCAGUAUAUUUAGCAGUAUGACUUUAAAAUCUAUUACAUAGGUGGGGUUUGUAAACAACAGUUCAUCUACCUUUAUGGAUUGUUAUUUUUUUCAUUUUUGUUUACAUAACAGGCAAAAUCCAUGAAUAUUUAUUGCUACUGUAUUAUGUCAGAAACAUCUCCUUUCUUCCAGCUCUAUAAUGUUUCCUGAAAGUUUACCAUGUGAUUAAAAUGUCAUAUUUCCA
This is a messenger RNA of Myxocyprinus asiaticus (Chinese sucker), 3088 nucleotides long. RefSeq names its product E3 ubiquitin/ISG15 ligase TRIM25-like. Lineage: Eukaryota; Metazoa; Chordata; Actinopteri; Cypriniformes; Catostomidae. The transcript has 7 exons. Bases 212 to 1585 code for a protein of 457 amino acids. The record is from RefSeq and is a predicted model, not a curated record. Gene Ontology annotation, molecular function: zinc ion binding.